Fonsecaea pedrosoi CBS 271.37 is the source of this 2070-nucleotide messenger RNA. RefSeq lists its product as uncharacterized. NCBI's taxonomy places the organism in Eukaryota, Fungi, Ascomycota, Eurotiomycetes, Chaetothyriales, Herpotrichiellaceae. The record is from RefSeq and is a predicted model, not a curated record. The transcript is spliced from 2 exons. The coding region runs from base 1 to 2070 and encodes 689 amino acids.
AUGCCUUCGCCUGCAGAGAUCAUAGCCGGCACAAGCUCGUCCGUAGCAAGGCUCGCCGCCUACGCCUUCUUGAGAUGGAUCCCCGGUCAUCAUUUCCCUCCUAUCAUCCUUUCUUCAGUGGCAAUAUAUCUGGCCUUCGUCUUCAGCCAUCCCGAAGCUUUCGGUUCGAGUAGAGCUGUCGUGUCUGAAGCGCCCUCCGAUGCCCCUCCACAUGUCAACGGCAAUGAUCAAACAAAAGCCCAGGACCAAAUCAGUGAAGCACACGAAGAACCCGUCCUGUACGAGGAGGAGAAGUCACUGUUCAAGACCUUGGUCUUUGGAAUACCCAAUUGGCGAGAGAAGCGACAGAGUUACGCCACUAUUGGAUUGAACGUCCUGUUGGCAUUGUUUACGGUUGAUUUGGUCUUUCGAGGGCCUCUUCUCCAUCCGGCAAAGGAUUUGAGCUUCACUCGUGUUGGCUAUGUCGACUCGACCUCUGCGAAAAUCUUGAUUCGAGAGCCUGAUCCGGCCCAACUUCCAAUCUACGUCUACCUGUCUCCGGCGGAUAAGACCAGGUGGACUACGACGGACACGAUCUACUACCUGGGACCCGAUACCGAUUAUACCCAGGCACUCAGUUUUGAUGGUCUUCAGCCAUCGAAGAAAUAUAUCUACUCCCUUUCCAAUGACAAAUCCGGGACCUUUGUUACAGCAGCAUCGCCAUACUCGGAAGCCGCCAACAGCUUGACGUUUCUCACUUCCUCUUGUAUAAAGGCCAAUUUUCCGUACAGACCAACGGCUCAUUCUCUGGCAAUCCAUGGCUUGGAAUACUUGUCCAAACUCGUCCGUUCACUUCCAUCGCCAGCCUCAUUCAUGCUAUUCCUCGGAGACUUUAUCUAUGUCGACGUGCCCCUUCGUCUAUCAUCCUCCCUUGCACAUUAUCGUUCGGAAUAUCGACGCGUCUACGCUUCGCCGUCGUGGUCACUACCGGGACUUGAUACCCUACCUUGGAUCCACACCCUCGACGACCACGAAAUCGCCAAUGACUGGUCCGGUGGAAAUGAUACGGAUCCUUUUCCGGCCGCUUCAGAUCCCUUCAUCCAUUAUCACGUCUCGGUGAAUCCACCAGUUCCACCAGGCUCUCUGAGUGGACCGGAAGCAAAUAUCACUUACUUUGAAUUUACCAAUGGUCCUGCGUCAUUCUUCAUGCUCGAUACACGGCGAUAUCGGACUGACCCUGAAUCGCAAUCAACUAGCUCUUCGUCCCGGAGCUCAGAAAAACCCAUGUACGGCUCGUCUUCGGAAUCGUCGAAUCCACCCUCCACCCGCGAAACACACUCAAUGCUAGGUACUCAACAACUUGACUCCCUCCUUGCAUACCUCUCCGCGCCUGAACCCCCGCAUGUGCAUUGGAAAAUCAUCGCCACCAGCGUCCCGUUCACGAAGAACUGGCGAUUUGGCACGUCUGACACUUGGGGUGGAUUUCUCAGGGAACGAGCGUUGAUUUUGCAGGCCAUGCAUGAUGCAGAACGCGAACUUGGUAUUAGAGUGGUUAUUCUUUCUGGGGAUCGCCACGAAUUCGCUGCCAUACGAUACCCGCCGCCGGUCCUCUCCCAGGACCAAGGCCAAGGCCAGGUGGGAGAUACUGUCGACACAUCCGACUUGGAUGCAGCUGAACCGGUCUCCAAGCCUGUCGUCUACGACACGACCCCGGCCUCUGGCCCCCACGAAUUCUCAGUAGGGCCGUUGUCAAUGUUCUAUCUUCCAUUCCGGACGUUCCGCCAGAUUGACAACCAAGACGUGGCCAUCAAGUACAUUCCAGACGGAAACAGCAAGAUUGGCGUCAUUGAAAUUCGUAGCGUGGCGGGUGAUGCAGGGAGCGGAUGGCAAAGGAGCAUGUUUAAGUAUACCUUGUACGUGGACGGAGAGGUGAAGUGGGAGUACACACUUACAAGUCCGAGUACGAGCUCAGCACUGGUUAAUGGAGGGCGUGGGCGGGAAAGGAGGAAGGCUCGAAAUGGUGUGGCAGGCUGGGCCGAGAGAUUGGGCCUGCGCGGUGGAGCGGGGCGAGGGCAGUCAUUGUGGCAUUGA